UGUAUCUUUUUCUUGCUAGGUCAUUCCGGCCUGAUUUUGUCCUUGUUCGACAACAUUCAUUCAGCAUGGCAGAAAACGAAGAUUUCCGUAACUUGAUUAUUGGAAUGCAGUACGCAGGCAUCCCCAGCGUCAACUCCCUAGAGUCAAUCUAUAACUUCUGUGACAAGCCGUGGGUGUUUGCCCAGCUGGUGUCUGUCUACAAAACUUUGGGUCCAGAGAAGUUCCCUUUAAUUGAGCAAACAUUCUAUCCAAAUCACAAGGAAAUGCUAACAAUGCCAACAUUUCCUGUUGUUGUGAAGAUUGGACAUGCGCAUUCAGGCAUGGGAAAGAUCAAGGUAGACAACCACUACGAUUUUCAGGACAUAGCCAGCGUGGUAGCACUUACUCAGACCUACGCCACUACCGAGCCCUUCAUAGACUCCAAAUAUGACAUCAGGAUCCAAAAGAUAGGCAGUAACUACAAAGCAUACAUGAGAACUUCCAUAUCUGGAAACUGGAAGACAAACACGGGCUCUGCAAUGUUGGAACAAAUUGCUAUGUCAGAUAAGUACAAGCUUUGGGUUGACACCUGUUCUGAAAUAUUUGGUGGUUUGGACAUCUGUGCUGUUAAAGCUGUACAUGGAAAGGAUGGAAAAGAUUAUAUUUUUGAGGUCAUGGACUGCGCAAUGCCCCUGAUUGGUGAGCAUCAGACUGAAGACAGGCAACAUAUAACUGAUCUAGUCGUAAGCAAAAUGAACCAAAUGUUGUCCAAAACUCCCAUACCGUCUCCUCAGAGACCCACUGCCACUCAGCAGCCUCAGGUAGGAAACUUUUGUUUGUAA
Eurypyga helias (sunbittern) is the source of this 821-nucleotide messenger RNA. RefSeq names its product synapsin III (gene SYN3). Lineage: Eukaryota; Metazoa; Chordata; Aves; Eurypygiformes; Eurypygidae. The annotation marks the transcript as partial. Gene Ontology annotation, cellular component: synaptic vesicle; synaptic vesicle membrane. The record is from RefSeq and is a predicted model, not a curated record. Gene Ontology annotation, molecular function: ATP binding. The transcript is spliced from 7 exons. Gene Ontology annotation, biological process: neurotransmitter secretion.